Mizuhopecten yessoensis (Yesso scallop) is the source of this 3673-nucleotide messenger RNA. RefSeq names its product nucleolar protein 14-like. The record is from RefSeq and is a predicted model, not a curated record. NCBI's taxonomy places the organism in Eukaryota, Metazoa, Mollusca, Bivalvia, Pectinida, Pectinidae. Bases 141 to 2765 code for a protein of 874 amino acids. Gene Ontology annotation, biological process: maturation of SSU-rRNA. Gene Ontology annotation, cellular component: nucleolus; Noc4p-Nop14p complex; small-subunit processome. The transcript has 24 exons.
AAAUCUAAACUACUUCCGGUCAAGAAAGCACAUGUCUGAACAUUUCCAGUUAAAAUGCGAAAUCCAUGAAAUUUGAAGUUCCAAAACGGAAAGGAGUAAUUCUGAAUAUAUAUAUCAGGGAGAUGUAAACAAACACCACAAUGGCGAAAAAGAAGAAAAAUAUAUCUGACAAAGUGAGAAAUAAGCAGAAGCCUUCUGCUAAAAAGAUAAACCCUUUUGAAGUGAAGAUCAACAGGGUGAAACAUGACGUGUUGGGGAGGAAAAUAUCCAAGCAUGACAAGGGCAUGCCAGGCUUGUCUCGGUCAAAAGCCAUAAAGAAGAGAGAACAGACACUCUCACAUGAGUAUGAUCAGAGGUUGAAAAGCAACAAAUUUGUGGACAAGCGAUUUGGAGAGAAUGAUACCAAUAUGAAUGUGGAAGAAAAAAUGAUGAAAAGAUUUGCUCUGGAGAGAUCGCAUGACAAAUCUAAAAAGUUUAGUCUGAAUGAUGAAGAUGAAGAUCUAACUCAUUAUGGCCAGUCAUUGUCAGAGAUAGAGAAAUUUGAAGAUCCUGUUGUCAGUGACGAUGAGAACGAUGAGGACAGGGGGAAAAUAAGUGGUAAAAUGGUAUCUGAGGAGCACUUUGGAGGAUUUAUGACAGAAACUCAAGACAAUCCAGCUGACCAAAACCAUAAAUCAUGGAAGGAAAAAAUGGAAGAAGUGAUUGCAAAAUCAAAAAAGGAAAAGCAUGACAGACAGAUGGAAAAGGAGAAAACAUUGGCGCUGACGGAAAAGCUUGACUCUGAGUUCAAAGAGUUGAUGAUGCUGAUGUCCAAAUCCAAGAAAUCUAAAGACGAUCCUGAGGAGAAAACAAAAGCAGAUGACUACGAUAUGGCUGUCAGAGAGCUGAAGUUUGAGUCUAAAGGAGAGGCAACAGACAGAUUGAAAACUGAAGAAGAACUUGCAAGGGAAGAAAAAGAACGACUUGACAAAUUAGAGGAGGACAGAUUACGGAGAAUGAGAGGUGAAGGAGAUAACGACGAACAACCCAAGAGAGUUCAUUUCUCCGCAGACGACCUCAGUGAUGGUUAUGCCUUGGACACUUCUAUCAAAGAAAGAUUUCAUAUGAGCUACAAAGAUGGAAAGUUACUGAUGCCAGAAGAAGAUGGUGAAAGUAAAUCUGGUGAUGAUGCUGAUGAUGAUGACAAUGACGAUAACAGUAAUGAGGAUGAGGAAGACGACGGUGAUAUGGAUGAUGAGGAGGAUAAUGAAGAAGAAGAAAACAAGGAAGAAGAAGAUUCUGAAGAAGAUGAUGAUGAUGACAGUGAUAAUGAUAGUUACAAGGACAUCCAAUCAGAUGUAGAAGAGGAAGAAAUGGACACAGAAGAAAGUAAAGCUGAGUCUGUGAAGAAACCCACUGCCAAGAUUGACCUGAAGAAAAAGAAAGAAAUAAUGGAUGCUGCUAGAAAAGAACUGCCGUAUAUAUUUGAAAUCCCUGCUGUAUAUGAUGACCUUGUGGCACUGUUACAAGACCACACAGCGGCUGACCAACUGACCAUCAUAGAGCGAAUCUGCAAGUGUCACCACCCAAGUCUGGCUGAUGGAAACAAACACAAGCUUGAGGUAUUCCUGGGCACUCUAGUCCAGUACUACACAGAUCUGGCCCUCCAAGACCCACCACAGCUCGACCUGAUUGAUAAGCUGACAAUACUCAUCUAUAAACUCGUCCAAAUGUCCCCAGUGCCCACAGCCAACCUUAUUCUAGACCAGAUAAAAGACCGUCAAGAGGAAUUCCGUCAGAUUUGUCUUAGAAAGGCCGGGCGGGGUCUUUACCCAGCCUUGGACACUUUACUGCUGUUGAAGCUUGUGCCAAUAUUGUUUCCAACGUCGGACUUCCGCCACUCUGUGACGACACCGGCCAUCAUCUUCACCACUCAGAUGCUUGCACAGUGUCCUGUUAACCAUGAACGGGACAUAGCAGCUGGCCUGUUCCUGUGUAAUCUGUGUUUGGAGUUUGUGUCGCUGUCAAAGAGAUUUAUUCCCGAGGUUGUGAACUUCCUUCAUGGACUCCUGUUUCUCAUCAUACCCAAAGAGGACAACAAAUACGAGCGUGUGAUGCCUCCGUUCAAGCCCGUCGGGAGUAGUAUUAACCUGCUUCAGUUGGACACCAAACACAGGUCCUUUGAAUUUAGUCCAAUGAAAAUGAGUGAGGUCCUCAACACUGAAAUGGAGCUUGAUUCGCUGCGUCAUGACAGAUUCCGGUUGCAGGCAACUCAUAGCUGUGUGAUAUUAAUCGGCGAGUUCUCCUCACUUUACAAGGAUCUGCAAACAGUCAGGGAGGUUUUCUCCCCAAUCCUCUACAUGUUCAAAAAAAUAGACUUCAACCAGUACCCAAGUACUCUCAAAGAGAUGAUGGAAAUGGUGGUCGAGGAGAUCAGUCACCAUAGCAACAAGACACGUAAACCUCUACUGAUGAACAGAAAGAAACCCCAGGCGAUGAGGACAUUUGAACCUUUGGUGGAGGAGGUGUUUGAUGAAAGAAAAAUUAAAAAUAGGUCGUCAUCCAAAGAAUUGAAUGAAAAACAGAAGUUGUUACACAAAUACAAAAAAGAAAUGAAGGGUGCCAUGAGGGAGAUAAGAAAAGACAACCAGUUCCUUGCUAGAAAACAGCUCAAGGACCAAAUGGAGAGAGAUGAGGAGCGGCAGGGUAAGGUUCGAAGAAUUCACCAGAUGCUUGCUACACAGGAGGGUGAAUUCAAUGCCAUGAAGAAGGCUAAACCGUCCUGAUAUCAUAAUGUUGUGUCUGCCUAAAGAUUGACAGAAGUAUCUCAUCAAUAGUUUGUAAGGAAUGUCAGUUCCUUUGUAAUGUGACAAAAUGGAAACAGAACAAAGCAAAUAGUAUACAGAAAAUGACUGAUCCUGUCAAUCUUGUUUUUCAAGUCGAGUAUAGACAGAUACCUCUGUGCAGCUUAAUAGACUAUUGACAACCAUGGCUUCAAUGUUGUCAGGUUUUAUAUGGUAAAGGUUUCUGGUGUCAAAACAGUUGUCAGGAUUUAUAUGGUAAAGGUUUCUGGAGUCAUAACAGUUCAAACAAUGAGACUAUCAUGCAAGACAAGGAUGUUUUUAUUGAUGAUAAUGCUGUCGCAGGUAUACGGAUAAUCCUGUAAUACAUCACUUCAGGGGAAGUUUGUACUGGGUAUGUGAUAGGUAGGCGUAGGUAUGAUAGAAAUGGUGAGCCUGAGGAAGGGAAGGAGGAAGUAUAGAAUGUGUGUAAACUAUAGUGCUGAUGGAAGUGUAAGUGAACUAGGUGUGAAAACUACAGUUUUGAAUGUAAGUGUAACUGUAAUUUUACGGUAUGAGUGAUAAAUAUUGUAAAUAUACAAUAACGUUUGUAUGUGCGAAUUGUAUUUGGAAUGUUUGCGGCAUCAGACCCUUCACUGUGAUAAUAUAUAAAAAAGACAUCAGUUAAUGGGUUCUAGAAAAGAAAAAGAAAUGAAAUAAACCAGAAUGAAUAUUCUACAAACAUUCUUAAUGUUGUCAUUUCUCGAAUUAGGGAAGGGUUGGGCAAAAGAGAGAAAGAUGUUUAUAUUAUGCUCUGCAAAUCAGCUGUUGAAUUAAGCAGUUAACUCAUUCACCCCUAAAGACACAUUUGAAUUCUCCCAAUUCAAAGGGUGGAAUAGCUCAUGCAAUUUCAG